AUGCUUUUCGACUUGAGUUCACUUCAAAAUGGUUAUUAUGAAAACUUGAAGGGUCCUGUGGAUUUUACGAUUCCAAUUUGGUAUGCCCCAUACUUCAAUAGCAUUGGUUUUAUCUCCCUAGUGCUUAGUAAUACAGCAGCUUUGCUAAUUAUUUUCAAAAGUGAGAAACUCGAUAAUUUCAAGUAUUUUUUGUUUUCUCUUCAAGUCUCAAGUUUGGUUAUGGAUUUCCACUUGAGUAUUUUAUGCCAGCCAAUAUAUUUUCUCUCUGCGUACACUGUCAAUUGCAUUGGGGUAGCAGCUCCCGUGAUAUGGUGUAAUUCUUUAAUGGCUCUGGAACAAAGCUUCAACUGUGUGCAGUACCUAUGCUUGCUCUUUUGUUUUAUGCGACGACACCAAUCGGUUGCAAAUAUCACAAGCAGGCAUGUCAUCCCGGCUAGAAUGUUUCAGUUUCUAAUGUUUCUCGCCUUCUCCUUUCCGCCAUUCGCUGCCUUCUUCUGGUACCAUGCUGGAAUUUCAGAAGACUUGUUGCCAGGCUUUAUUGAUAGGGUGUUCCCGGAAUAUAAAUCAAAGUUCUCGAGCUUGCACAACUUUACAAUAUAUCAACUGAACUUCUCUUUGGGUGUCGUCGGUGUUAUGGGAUUUACGGGAAUCUUUGUCGUUUUCCAAGCCAUUGCUAUGACAACAAUGGACACUAUGAAAAUGCUCAAAGGAGCGAGAAAGACAAUUUCAGCGCAGAGCUAUGACCGUCAGAGAUCUGCGAUGAAAAGUCUUAUUGCUCAGUUCCUAGCUUCAUGUCUACUAGUUCUACCUGCAGCUUCGUUCUAUGUUAUAUCAGUGUACCCGAUAAACUAUGGGCAGGAAAUAGUAAACAUUUCUAUGGCGAUAUUUGCAACCAGAUCAUCUGUGAACGCUGUGAUCCUUGUCGCCACGACACCUCCGUACAGGGCAUUUUUGUUCGGAAGGAUUGCAUCGAGUCGGCAAAAAGCGGCUUCUACUGUUGUGGUGUCUAUGAAUACUGCGAUCGGUUCUUAAGAUUGUAUUUUUGGAUACGAACAAUAAUAAAUCAUUAGAGGUA
This is a messenger RNA of Caenorhabditis elegans, 1075 nucleotides long. It is a transcript of the gene sri-46, whose product is annotated as Serpentine Receptor, class I. The transcript has 5 exons. The coding region runs from base 1 to 1032 and encodes 343 amino acids. The record is from RefSeq and is marked reviewed. NCBI's taxonomy places the organism in Eukaryota, Metazoa, Nematoda, Chromadorea, Rhabditida, Rhabditidae.